This is a messenger RNA of Hordeum vulgare subsp. vulgare (domesticated barley), 1011 nucleotides long. Its product is annotated as glycine-rich cell wall structural protein 2-like. Lineage: Eukaryota; Viridiplantae; Streptophyta; Magnoliopsida; Poales; Poaceae. The coding region runs from base 362 to 739 and encodes 125 amino acids. The transcript has a single exon. The record is from RefSeq and is a predicted model, not a curated record.
AUAAUAUACCCCCUUCUGGUCACAUGGCUGACUGGCGCGCACAUGUCCCUGUAGAGUUGGAGUCCGACACAAGUCCACGAGUCCCGCCUGUUCCAACUCAAAAAAACAAAAGGUCUUGCCUCUUCCCACCGCAAAAAAAAAAAAAUCCUAGUAAAAAGAAAAAGGUAAAAUCUGGACCUGUUCCAGCCAGGCCAAGCUGCCAAAAGUAGGAAGGAGCACAGAGCAAGUUCCCGAGCCUUUCCUUUCUUCCCCGGCCCCCUCCCCGCUCAUAUAACCCAGCGCGCAAUCACCGCACCGGCAAGGCGAGCCACCCACGACGAGGGCACAGAUUGCUUUGCUUGCGCAGCCGACCAUCGCGACCAUGCGGGGCGAGGCGAGGCUGCUCUGCGCGCUGGGCCUGGUGCUGCUCUGCGUGGCGGCGCACAUCCAGGGCGCGCACUGCCGCGGCGGGGGACACGGCGGGGGAGCAGGACACGGAGGUGGCGGGGGCCACGCGGGAGGAGGCUCCGGGAGAGGCGGCUCCGGGAGAGGCGGCUCAGGCGGAAGGGCCCGUCCGAUCAUCGCCGGCGCGGGUGCGGGCGCCCUCGCUGGGGCUGGCGCGGGCGCGCUCGCCGGCAGGGCCGCUUCGGGGUCGCACGGCCGCAGCGCCGCGGGCGAGCCGCACGGCCGUGGCGUCGCCUGGAGGGCCUCCGGCGCCGCCGCCACCAUCGCGGCCGCGGCGCUCGUUCGGUGGCUCUGAGCGGCGUAAAUCUCGGUACACACGACUGAAUCUACAGUACAAAAUUACUAGCUCUGGUAGCGAUUCUAGCUGUGGUAGAUUGCUGGGUGUAAUCCGGGUUUGCAAAAGGAUGUAAUCCAGGCUGACGAGCGUGAAUUAGUAGUGGUUUGGUCGUGCUGGUUUUUAGUUCGCGGUAGCGGCAGAACGCUGGAUGCAUGUGUAAUUAUGACGAAUUCACUGUACCCUUGAACAGAGCUCUGCGAGGAUCUUUUUACUGCGAUUAGUUCAUAUGA